Chelonus insularis is the source of this 3716-nucleotide messenger RNA. RefSeq lists its product as uncharacterized. Bases 165 to 3623 code for a protein of 1152 amino acids. Lineage: Eukaryota; Metazoa; Arthropoda; Insecta; Hymenoptera; Braconidae. The transcript has 21 exons. The record is from RefSeq and is a predicted model, not a curated record. Gene Ontology annotation, molecular function: protein binding.
AAGCAAAGUACAUCAACUAGUUUGCUGCCUGUAACCGAAUUCAAAUACGCACUUUUUUUCUACGAAGCGAUGUCAGUUAUUCUUUCAUUGUGAACAUCUACUUUAGUCACAACAUUAUCGAAUGUUACGAUUUUUCAAUAUCAUCUUUAAAAUAAGAUCUGCAAAUGAGUCAAAGCGCAGUAAAAACGUGGUUGAUGCGUGGUGAGCUGGAGAAACUCGAAAAUAUUGUAUUAGAAGGUCGGGGUACGCGUUUACUAGGAGAGCAAUCACCAGAUAUAAAAACAAGAGUAUUUCUCAAAGGACUUCCAAAUUACUUGACUAAAAUAAAUGCCAUUCAUGAUGCUGUUACUAGAGGAUCUUUAUCUGAAGUGAAAAAAAAAAUUCUAGAAGAACCUAAAAAAAAAUAUGCUGUUGCCAAGGAUUCAUCAGGAAUACCAUUACUUCAUAAAGCCGUUUAUUAUGAUCAUCCAGAUAUAGUAGAGUGGCUGAUUCACAACUAUCCAAAUACUGCCAAACAGGAGGAUCGGGAAGGAAGAACAGCAUUACACUACUGCAGCUCUUGCAAAGAUCCUGAAACGAUUUGGGAUUUCCUUAUUCGAGGAGGGUGCGACGCAAGUAUUUGUGAUAAAAAAGGUCAUCCUGCUGCUUAUUAUUUGAGUCAUCCUUCAGAAAUAGAAUUGCCACAAUCAGGAAAAAUGAAUGAGAAGAAACAUAGCAAUGGCAAGAGUGAAACAUUGGAUUUUAAACCAUCAAAUAUACGAAUUUGGAUUCACAAUCGUGAUAUUGGGAAAUUACAACAAGUUAUUUGGGAAGGUCACGGUUCAAAACUUCAAAGAGAAAUUAGUAACAACCCUAAAAUUCGAAAAUUUCUUGAAGCAGUUCCUUUUAUUAUGGUGUCGAUAAAACAAAUUCACAGUGCAGUAGUAAAAAAUGAUAUAGACACAUUUUUAAAGAAAAUAGAAGAUCCAGUUUCACCAAUAAUUCUCAGUGCUAAAGAUAGUAAUGGAUUGACUAUUUUACAUAAGGCUGUAGGACUAGGACAUAUAGAUAUAGCCAAAGAAAUAGUACAAAGAUAUUCAGUUAUUGUAACUGCAACAGACAAUGAUGGCAAAACUCCAUUACAUUAUGCUGCAGCUUUGAAGGACAGUGGUGCUAUGUAUGAUCUUUUGGUAGAAUACGGAGCAGAUGAAAGCAAACUGGAUAGCAAACAAAAAGCAGCUGCUUUCUACAAAAACCGACCCGGUGAUAUUGACAUAUCGACCCUAAUGAGAAUACCUGAUGCACCUAGAGUAUCUGGUACGAAUUAUCCAAAAAAUUGGGAUUGGAAAAUUCUGGAAACAGCUGAUUCUUUAACGAAGGCACCAAAAAAACGUCGUCCUCCAGUUUCUGAUAGUUCUGAAGAUAUUGCUGAUGUUUCCAAUACUGAAGGAAAUGAUACUACUGAUGUUACUAUAACUGAAGACGACAGUGCUUUCGGUAGUGCCGAAAGUCCUAUGAAGACUGAGGAAAGCUCAGAUAUGGUUUUUGGGGAAUUGAAGAAUGAUAACGUUGAACGUAAUAACGAAAAUCCAGAAAUUGACGCAGAGGAGAGAAAAGAUAACGUUGUAGCAGAAGAAGAACAAACAAAUGAUGAAGAAGAUGAAGUAGUUGUAGGUGACACGGGUAUUCAUGAAAAUCAUGAAGAAGCUGUGGAAGAUCAUUCUGAUGACGAAGAAGACGAUGAGGAAGUAGUUGAAAAUCAUGAGAAAAAUGAGGAAGAAGAGUUGGAAACGAAAGAAAAAAAUUCAGAACCCGAAGACAAUGAAAACAAAAAUCUAGAAGAGGAUGAUGAAGAAAACAAAGGGCUCAGCACUGGAGAUUCUGGCGUUGAUGAAACAAGAAGCAACGAGGACCAGGUUAUUAUUGGUGAACAUGAAGAAUUGCCAGAAGCAGAUUUAACCGAAGGCAUCAUGCUUGACGAUCCGGAAGUCGAAAACUUACUGGUAAACGGCAACAUGGAACAGCUAGCAGCAUUAGUAUUAAAUGGAGAAGGCAGACGUCUUAUUGGCCGUCAAUCGGGUAAUCCUGAACUUCAAGCAUUUAUCGAUAAUGUUUCAUCUUACGUGGGAAAAAUAAAUGCGGUUCAUAUUGCCGCAAGAGAAGGAAAUCUUAGAGGUCUUCAAAAUGCCCUCGAUCGUCGUAAAUUUGCCAUUGCACGGGAUAGUGUUUCUCCGCAUGGUGCAACUCCUCUUCAUGUUGCUGUUAUUUUUGGCCACACAGCAAUCAUAAGAUAUCUAGCUGGACGAUUUCCCGAGACAGUUCAUGCUGUUGAUAUCGAUGGGAGAACUCCAUUACACUAUGCUGCUACACUUGCUGAUAAUGGACAUUAUUAUAAUCUUCUUUUACAUCUAGGUGCAAAUCCAUUAAUAAAAGACAAUUUUGAACAAAAAGCUGAUUAUUAUAAAGAACAUCAAGAUGAUCUGUCGCACAAACGCCUUCUUCGUGACUUCGGUGAACGAGAAGAACUUGCUGAUGAAAUGCUUGCAGAUAAAGACAUCCAUAGCACAAGUUUGCCAAUAUUUCGUGAAGAAGAAGGACGAUAUUUAGCAUCGUCUUUAGGUACUCCUUUAAUAAAAGGAUUAACUGAAGUAGCACAUAAAAGGCCAAAAAAUCCUGUGACUUAUUUAGCAACUUAUUUGAAUAAUUUUGCAACUGAACAAGAAGAAUUCCCCUCAGAGAAAAGUGAUGUUUUGAUCAUACCUGAAUCUAGACAAGAAAAUUAUGAAUCAAAUAAUGAUGAACAUCAAAGUGAUGAAGAAGACGACGCCGGAUAUCCACGAAGUCCUGAGUCUAAUGCUCCUGAGUCAGCAUUUAAUACCACAAAUAGGGAUGAACAUGGUCAAACAAUAAUUCACUUCUCAGCUAUUCGAACACAUCCCAAAGAUGGAUUAUUUAAUAUCUUACAAGAACGUCAAGUAAAUAUUGGCUAUCGAGAUGAGUUAUAUCGAACAGCUCGAGAUGUAGCUGAAGAUGCUAACUUUCAAGAAAAUGUUGAUGAUAUUGAUCGUUAUGUGGUUUAUUUAGCAGCAAGAGGGGAAACUGAAAAAUUAGUUGAACUCUUGUUGGAAGGCUAUGAUCAUAUUUUGGAUACUGAAGAUGGUGGUGUAAAUAUCAUUGAUGUUGCAGCUGAACGAAAUCGUGAAUCUACUGUCCAAUUUUUACAAUCAAUCCCAAAAUAUGUGACACAACAAGAAAAACUUCAUCGUGCCAUUCGAAGAGGAGAUCUAGAGGCGGCAAAAAAAAUUUUCGAAUCCAAUGGUGGAGGUGGAACUCUUUUUGCUAUUGGUAAAAAUACUCUUGGAAGAUGUUCACUUCAUAUUGCAAUAUUGUGUGAACAUGUGGAGAUCGUUGAAUAUAUUUCAACAAAUUAUCGGGGAACGCUUCGAAUUGGCGAUAACCUUGAAAGAACAGCACUCCAUUAUGCAAUGGGCGUACCAUCUGUAGAAACAUUGAGCAAUAUUUUAAUAAAUGCCGGAGCAAAAAGAGUACAUAAAGACUUAAAAUCGCGACAGCCUUCUUAUUAUUUUAUGAAUAAAACGGAUAUAGAAAGACUUCAGGAUGAAGAGCAAACAAUGGCUAAAUGAAAAAAUAUUUUUUACGAAAUUUAAUAGAUAUUGGAGUAAAAAUAUUCAUAUUGAUAUAUUGAAUAGUUAAAAAAAUAUUUUAAUUUAUCAAUA